CAAAAUGGUGCCAUAAUAUCCUUGUGAUACUAUAUUUUCAUCUCGAUUUGUCAUUGUUGUUUCGUCGAAGUAGAUUCGUUUGUCUUGACCGAAAAUGCUCAAGCGAACGUUUCAUGAUUUAAUUGAAAUAAAAAAGAAAGUAGCAAAACUGGAGAAGUCCAAAUCUGCUAAAACUAGUAAAAAGCGCCGCCGCAUUAUUACGAUGUCAUCUUCUUCUGACGAGGAACCUGCUGGUAAGCAUAAAGGUUCCCGCCCAAAAGGAGUGAAACGAAGCAAGGAACCGCCGAUGCCGAUGGCAGCAACUUCUUCAACGCAAGAGCCGGAAAAGGCUAAGCCUCCGGCGGAGUCAUCGUCGCGGCGCAAGUCGUCUGAAGCGAAAGGGUCACGGGAUGGAAAUAAGGAGCCGAAGAAUCUGACCGGUAUACAGAUACAAGAUAAAUUUUGGCGAAAUGUUACCAGGAACUUAACCAUUGCAACGGCGGAUCUACUAUUGUAUAUUAAACAAUAUCUUUUCAUAUUUUACGGAAGCAAUUCACAGCUGGAUAGACACUUAUACAUUACGCGAAAAAUACUGGAAUGAACACUUAAAAUGACUGUUAUCGACUGGUUACAAUUGCAGAAGUCAUUUGAAUAGCCUCUCGGUUGGUCACAUUGGAAGAGUAAACAGAGUCCUCUCCCUUCAAGGCUGGAUCCGCCCUUGCCCGGCGGGCGAACGACUGAGCCAGCAUCUCGAUCAUUCGCCCUUAUUUCCAAAUGAUUAAGCGCGAUUCGUUGCCAUGGUACUGCACCUUUGUAUUUGAUUCAUAAUUUCUUAUUAAGUAAUCAUUAACACUAAUGUUAGGUGAAAACUAUUUUGCAGAACAAUUUAAACUAACAGAACGUUUUUAGUUAUGAUAUCGAGAAAUUUUGUUACAUUUAUAACAAUAUCUGCAAAAUACAUCACUAUUUAUUAAAUCUAACAAGAUUUGAAGGUGCUGUGCGUGGUUUCUAAUAUGUUAUACUGUGUCUGGUUCUAUCUUUCUAUGUACAUGGUUGAUCUGUCUUUUGGACAUGAUUUCAAAAUUAUAAUAUUUUGGAGGAAUUGAAAAGUUACACACUAUUCAUUUAGUUAAACUAGGAUAUUUGGCCCCGUGAACAUUUACUUGACACAGAAAAAACAUGACAUGAAAGAAACAUUACGAGAGGAUCAUUUGAAGUGAUUUUGACGUUGACGGGGGGGGAGGGUGCUAGUGAGCAGUCAUAAUUUAGUUUGACUUGUGUACACGAGGACAGAUAUCCUUGUCGGUCUAAACUAAUUUUCACAAAUUGAAUGUGACAGAAAAUUUGUACUCUGUUAUAUUUUUUUUUAACCGAAAACCAUAUAAACUUAAAUGUUCAUAGAUAACCAAACAAAAACAACACAAUGAAAGCAAUGACACUGAAAUAUCACUAUAGAUUAUUACCAAAGCAAGAGAUAGGUGAAUUAUCAAUUUUUUUGUUUGAAUUGUCAGAAUGCUUAUAUCAAAAUGAGCUGAAUAUCUUGCAGUUGUUAGUCAAAAGACUCAUUUUGUUUGAAAUGUAACCUAAAUGAAUUUUUUUAAGAAAAAAUGUAAUUUAAAUUGGCAUAAUCUGGUUGUUUCCAAAAGUCAGUUCAAUCAGUGAUAUAAAAGGAUAGAAAAUAGAAUAAAUUGCAUGCAGAAGUACAGCUGUGUCUGGAUGGAAUAUUGCUCGUAUUUAGCGUGCAGCACGAUUCCUUGUAUAAUCAUUUUCUUAAUAUUGUAUGAAACUAUAAGUGUCGUAGUAUUUGAUUUAUGUGUGUAAUACUUAUGUUAAAAUUUAAUAGAUAUAUGUAUUUCCAAAAUCUAUCCAUUUAACUUCAUUACUUCAAUGGACUUAGUUUUUACUAAUCAGUUUUACUUUGUAAUAGAUAACAAUGCCUCAAGAUCAAUUUAAGAAGUUUAAAAAUUAAGAUAAUUUUUAGUUUAUGGUUUUGGUUUUGGAAAAAUAUGCAACUGACAGGUUAGUACUAAAUCUAUUUAUUUAUGGUUUUAUAUUAUUUUUGUAACAGAUAAACUUAUGUUUAAUGUUAAAAUAUAUUUACCUUUUGAUGUGCUUGAUUGUUGUUGUAUAUGAAUGUUAAAUUUUAUACCUCUUGUCAAUGAUGUUUGUAAGUUUUUUAUUUGCAUAUUUAUAAAAAAUAAAUACACUAAGACUUUUUAUCUGUUUGUGCUACAUAGCGCCGGCACCGGACUCCACCAGCGAAGGUGACCAGCCUCGCUCCAAGAAAGGAAAAAAAAACGAGUAAAGGAGUAAAAGCCUA
This is a messenger RNA of Papilio polytes (common Mormon), 2299 nucleotides long. Its product is annotated as calpastatin-like. The transcript is spliced from 2 exons. The record is from RefSeq and is a predicted model, not a curated record. NCBI's taxonomy places the organism in Eukaryota, Metazoa, Arthropoda, Insecta, Lepidoptera, Papilionidae. The coding region runs from base 95 to 580 and encodes 161 amino acids.